AUGGGAUCAGAAUGCUUUGUUAAUUUACAAUAUUUGAUUAUAAGGAAAAUUUUACAUAAAGGGCCAUUCAAGAAAGUGGCCGACAAAGUCGCAGCUGCUGGAUUCUUUGUGGCCGUUCCUGACUUCUUGAAGGGGUAUCCUUUUGUUCGUGCAGAUACUAAAAGGCCUAUGAGCGUUUGGAUGAAAGAUCAUAGCACGGACGAGGGAUUUGAAUUUGCCAAAGUAGUGAUUCAAGAUUUGAAAAAUAGAGGCUAUUCUGCAAUAGGUGCUGCAGGCUUUUGUUGGGGUGCCAAGGCUGCAAUUCAACUCGCAAAGUGCAACUCUAUUAAGGCUGCUGCCCUCUUACAUCAAUCUUACGUCACUGUGGAUGACAUCAAAGGUUCAGAUCACUUCCAGGACUUGUCAACCAGACCCAAAGGGAUAUCAUUGAAUGUGAGAAUUUUGUCUUCUGGACAAGUGCACAAAGAAUGA
Humulus lupulus (European hop) is the source of this 471-nucleotide messenger RNA. Its product is annotated as endo-1,3;1,4-beta-D-glucanase-like. The record is from RefSeq and is a predicted model, not a curated record. Bases 1 to 471 code for a protein of 156 amino acids. The transcript has 5 exons. NCBI's taxonomy places the organism in Eukaryota, Viridiplantae, Streptophyta, Magnoliopsida, Rosales, Cannabaceae. Gene Ontology annotation, molecular function: hydrolase activity.